This is a messenger RNA of Carassius carassius (crucian carp), 2316 nucleotides long. RefSeq names its product Rho GDP dissociation inhibitor (GDI) alpha (gene arhgdia). Gene Ontology annotation, cellular component: membrane; cytoplasm; cytosol. Bases 144 to 755 code for a protein of 203 amino acids. Gene Ontology annotation, biological process: Rho protein signal transduction. Lineage: Eukaryota; Metazoa; Chordata; Actinopteri; Cypriniformes; Cyprinidae. The transcript is spliced from 6 exons. Gene Ontology annotation, molecular function: Rho GDP-dissociation inhibitor activity; protein binding. The record is from RefSeq and is a predicted model, not a curated record.
GCAGAGCAGACCGCGUGACUCGACGGUAUUCCCGGAAGUGUGUUCUCGCGCCGCUCCCUCUCAUAGACAGUAAAAAUUGAGAAGUCAGGGAAGCUUUCUCGAAGCUGUCGCCUCGCAGUCCCCGCAGGUCCACGCUGUCAAUCAUGGCUGAGCAGGAGCCCACACCAGAGCAGCUAGCCGCUAUCGCAGCCGAGAACGAGGACACGGAGUCUGUCAACUACAAGCCGCCGGCUCAGAAGAGCCUGCAAGAAAUCCAGGAGCUGGACAAAGAUGACGAAAGCCUCCGCAAGUACAAGGAGGCACUGCUGGGCAACUGCAGUGUUACUCCAGAUCCCAACGUUACCAACGUUCAGGUGACACGGCUAACUCUUAUGUGCGAGACGGCUCCCGCCCCGCUGACCCUUGACCUGCAAGGCGAUCUGGAGUCCUUUAAGAAGCAGUCGUUUGUGCUGAAGGAGGGAGUGGAGUACAGGAUAAAGAUCAGCUUCAAGGUAAACAAAGAGAUCGUCUCGGGGUUGAAGUACGUACAGCAUACUUACAGGAAAGGGGUGAAGAUUGACAAAUCUGACUACAUGGUGGGCAGCUAUGGGCCUCGACCGAAUGAAUACGAGUUCCUGACGCCUUUAGAGGAGGCACCCAAAGGCAUGCUGGCCCGUGGCACUUACAACAUUAAAUCCAAGUUCACCGACGACGACAAGCACGACCACCUGUCCUGGGAAUGGAACCUCAACAUCAAGAAGGACUGGAAAGAUUGAGCGGUUUCCAAACCCCCAUUUUCCCCAACUCCUCCCCUUUAUUCCUCUCCAACCUCCUCCAGUUGCCACCAUCAUCAUCAUCAUCAUCAUCAUUUCCAUCAUCAUCAACAUCAUAAUCCUGGAUUAACUACUUAAACGAUUUUAAGGAGAAGGAUCUUUCUCACUCCGUCCACUUUCCACCAGUUUUCUUCCCUCCCUCCCUGUCUCCAUAUUAGAAUCCCUUUCCCUCCCAAUGAGUAUUGAGGCUUUCAUGAAAUAUAUAUGUGAAAACAAACAAAAAUGUGCACAAUCCAUAUUUUGUGUUUUGGUUUGUUUGUAUAUAAAAGUAAAAACAGAGGGAAAAAAAACAUUCAAAAAACCUCAUGGAUACUUUUGACAUGGUUGUUAUGAGUAAUCUUCACUGCCUUCUGUCUUCCUCUUGCGUCCUAAACCCUUUCCCCGUUUAUCCCCCAACAUUCCUUUCUCUGACAUGGUUUUUUUUUUUUUUUUUAAUUUUUUUAACCAUGAUCUGCCUUUGAGUGAAAUGGGAGAACUCAAAAGUUCGCCUUUGCCCAGAGGGAACAUGUCUGAUGCCUUUGAGAUGAGCCUAGCUUUAGCGUAGCAUGGAUAACUAGAAGUGUUAUUGUUAUUAUGGCAGAGGAGGUCUUUACUAGACUCUUGGUAUGAAUGUGAGUCCAAAUAUGGUUUUAGUGAUGUAGGGUUUGCAGGAUCUGAACAUCCUGUCCACUAGGGGAGCCGUUCUAAGAAUCAGCCUUGCUCUGCUGUGACGGCAUAGGGUUUUUAUUUAACCGUUUCAUCGCCAUGUGGCCUUAAAAACAAUUCCUGUAGCAAGACAUUGAGGAGCUGUCUUUUAGAGUCUAGGUUUAAAUCCGAUUAGAUGUUUAGUCCUUAGGAGGCUAAGGUGCAUUACCGACUCUUGUUUCCGGCAGUCACACCUGCUGCCUUGUUCAGUUGGCUCGAUUUGAGAUGGACCAAGCUUGUAGGCCUGUAGAAGUUGGUGAGCCUUGAUGCAUAGCGAACAUUUUCCCCACUCCAGUUAUCACCUCCCACUUUCCAAAGACAACUGGUGCUUCAUUUGCAAAAUGUGCACUUUGCUUGUGAUUAAUGCGAGUUGCCAGUUUUUAAAAAGCAGAAAAGGGCCGUUUUCACUAACAAGAUCUCAAGUAUUGAACAACUUAGCUGAAAAAUUACCAACACCAUAGACUGUACCUCUAGUAUUGACAACUUACAAGCUGCUCCUGGUGUGUAAACCUAAGGGAAAGAAAGUCAGGACUCUAAAGGAGGUGCAUUUGAAGUGGGACAAAUCUGGAGUGAACCUAAAUCUAAACUCUCAGCUCUAGUCCAAGUGUAAUCUAACCUCAAUGUUCAAACAAGAGAGGAUAUGCUCAUGCAUAAUUGUACUAUUUUAUACACGUUUUUUUUUUUCUGCCGACAUUGCCUGCAAAGUAGUAGCUUGUUGUGCUGGUCCAGAAUGCUGCUUCUGUCUUCAUCCGUUUCCACUUACCUCUAUAAUUGCUGGAGAUUACUGUUCACCUGUGUCAACAUUAAAGUGUUCAGAACA